UAUCUAUUCCAGUUCAUUGAAAGCUAGUCCCACUUGAGCUUUCUUUCCACAAAUCUCUCUUGCAUAUCUUCAAUGAAAACCUGAGUGUCACCAACUCCACCUUUCAGUUUCAUCUAUCACACACACACCCCACAAGCACUUAAAAAUCCACUUCUUGUAGUGCUCCUAAUCCAAACCACCAUAGAUCAUCAUAUUCUACUCUAUUCUGUUUCUUACACUACCAAUCUUUAGCAUAAUUCAGUCUUUGGAUUUGUUUAGUGCUUUUAAUAAAUCAGGCCUCACUCAAAAUCCAAAAGUUUAAGAGCACAAUGGAAUCUGAAAAUGGAGUUGCUAUGGAGGAUGAGAAACAUGUUAUUGGAGAAACAACUAAGGAGAACUUAAAUAUAGAAGUUGGCGACGGUUCUAAGGCAGAAAGCCAGACCAAGAAUGAAGUAUCUGAACCUAUUGGAGAAGUUGAAAGGCUAAAAUCUGCAGCAAGUAAAACCUCAAAACGUGCCAAGGAACCUGGUGGUAAAGGUGGUGUUGCUUCAAAGAACAAUAAAUCCGCCACCAAAGACAAAACCAAUUUUAAGGCCACAACUUCAUCUCAAACACACAGGCCAAACCUUUCCAAGAGCCUUUCUUUCCCAGCCAAAUCAGCUGGUGGAGAGGGUAUGAAGAUAAGCAUUAAUGGGACUCUUGUGAAGACAGAAAAUAAGCAUGUUCAAGGAAAUGGUGUUAGAGCUGAGGCUUCCAUUCGUCGUUCAAGCAAGUCGACAAACUCUGAACUGAGCUCAAAGGAGGCAAAAACAAACCCUGGAAAUUCUAACCAAAGGACUUCUUUGACAUCAGUGACUAGCAUUAAAAGCUCUGCAUUUGGAAGCUCUACCUCAGCGAAUGCAGUUGCCAAGAGCCUCAAAUCUGAGGCAUCAACACCUGUUGACAAGAUUUCCAACCCAGCAAAAACUGAAAAAUCAAAUAAAGAGGAUGAUGAUGCUCAUUCUACAACAUCAAGUCCUACUCCUCAUAGGCGGAGCAGUGGCUCAGGAUUUUCCUUCAGAUUGGAAGAACGAGCAGAAAAAAGAAAAGAGUUUUUCUCAAAGUUAGAAGAGAAAUUUCAGGAAAAGGAAGCAGAGAAAACUAACCAGCAAGAGAAAUCAAAGGAAAACCAGGAGGCAGAGAUCAAGCAGUUGAGGAAGACAAUGACGUUCAAAGCCACUCCAAUGCCAAGUUUCUAUAAGGAACCUCCUCCAAAAGUUGAAUUGAAGAAGAUACCUACAACACGACCAAUAUCCCCAAAGCUUGGAAGGCACAAAGUAUCUGCUGUGAACAAUUCAGAAGAUAAAUCUUGUUCUAGCCCACAGGCAAAGCAACAGCAGAAUGAUUCAGCUAAGGCAAAGGUAAAGGGUUAUAAAGAUGUGAUUUCAAAGAAACCAAUCAUAAAAACACAAUCCAAGCUGCAGUCUCAAGAAAAUGCAAUCAGGAAAACUGAAAGGGAUUCUGUAAGGUCUACCACAAGUAAGGCCUCAGGAAACAACCAAGAUGCAAAAGCAGGUAUCGGAAGCAAUGAAGAAUACCAAGAUCCACCAGUUAACAAUUCUGAACAUCAAAAUAUAAUGGAGCUAGAACCCGAAAAUGAUCUUGCUCAGAAAGGUGCACUGGUCUUAAAUUCAUCAACACCUGAGAUUGUUUCAUAUGAGGUUGCUGUUGGAGUGUAGAUUUGUAUAGACAGAAAGUAUUUAUGUAAACUUAGGAUCCUAUGUUGCCGGUUAUUUCAUUACUGUUGUGAAUAUUGAGCUUGCUUCAUGUUCAUCAUAAACAUAUAUUGCAAUUAAAGAUAGGUUGCUUGUUAUAUUGAACUGUUGCCAUUUGUAAUGAAUAGUGAGAGCCUUGUUAAUUCACUAUUU
Abrus precatorius (Indian licorice) is the source of this 1886-nucleotide messenger RNA. RefSeq names its product protein WVD2-like 4. Lineage: Eukaryota; Viridiplantae; Streptophyta; Magnoliopsida; Fabales; Fabaceae. Bases 309 to 1697 code for a protein of 462 amino acids. The record is from RefSeq and is a predicted model, not a curated record. The transcript has 9 exons. Gene Ontology annotation, molecular function: microtubule binding.